CAUUCGCCCUAGGACUCUCUUCCAGCGGUGAGCCCUGGUUUUUGUCCUACCCCUAGGGAAAAGGGAGCAGGGGGCGGGCCAGAGCCUGAACUCAGGUGAACUAGCAGCCCUGCCCCGUCCCUCCCCGCGGUGCACGCUGGGAAUUGUGGUCCACGAACGAGACGGCAGGCGGGGAGGUCUGGGUCGUUGGUGGCCGGAGUUGGGUCGGAGCGGCUGCGGCCCGGGCUCGAGCUGCUGCUUGUCGGGGAUGGCGGCAGGAUUCGGCCCGGCCUGGGCCCGGCUGCUCUGGUUCCUCGGGCUGCUGGGGCUGGUGUCUGCCGCCUGGAACCUGGGCUCGCUGAGAUGCGGUUUCGGCGCCUUCUGCGAGUGUGACUUCCGACCCGAUCUCCGGGGCCUAGAGUGUGAUUUGGCCCAGCACUUGGCCGGGCAGCAUCUGGUAAAACAACUGGUGAUGAAGGGACUGAAGGCUUUUGUAGAGAAUCCUGCACCAGCCAAGCCCCUAGUGAUGUCCUUCCACGGCUGGACUGGCACAGGCAAAUCCUACGUCAGCUCCAUGCUGGUCCAGUACCUGUUCCGGGGCGGGAUGGCCAGUCCCCACGUGCAUCACUUUUCUCCUGUCAUCCACUUCCCCCACGCAGACCAGUUGGAGCGCUACCAGAGUGACCUGAAGCAGUGGAUCUUGGGGAACCUCACAGCUUGUGGCCGUUCCCUCUUCCUCUUUGAUGAGGUGGACAAGAUGCACCCAGGGCUGUUAGGAGUGCUCCGUCCCUUCCUGGGACCCUCAUGGGUAGUCUAUGGUACCAACUACCGAAAAGCCAUCUUCAUCUUCCUCAGCAAUGCUGGCGGGGAGCAAAUCAAUCAGCUAGCACUGGAUGCCUGGCAUGCCCGCAAAGACCGAGAGGAGCUCCAGCUUCAGGAUCUAGAACCUGCCAUCUCCAAGGCCAUCGUGAACAACCCCCAGCAUGGUUUCUGGCAGUCGGGAAUUGUAGAAGACCAGCUCUUGGACUUGCUGGUCCCCUUCCUGCCCCUCCAGCGUCACCAUGUGCGGCACUGUGUGACCAACGAACUGGCCCAGCUGGGCUUGGCCCAGCAGCAGGAGGAGGAAGUGGUCCGGGCUGUACUGGAUGGCACUACCUUUUUCCCUGAAGAGGAACGACUUUUUUCUUCCAACGGAUGCAAGACUGUUGCUUCCCGAAUCACCUUCUUCCUUUGAGUGGGCUCUGCCCCUGCUGACCUGCUCGUGAUUAUCAAGGGACUGUGCCUGGGAGCUUUGGUCCCGACUUGCUGCUGGCACAAUGGCCUUUGCCCCAGGCCUUCCGGAGAGGGUAAACAGGGCAGACCUGGAAGCCUGAGGAGCAGAGGGCUAAGGGCAGACAGGCAGUUCUAGUUUCUGCCACUUUGGGUACCUUCCUGACUGAUGGUGGCAGAGGUUUGGGGCAGGGGAAUAUUUGGAUGUUGCUCUGCUGGUUUGAGGACAUCGUGGCCUUGCUGGCCCUCCUGCCCCUCCCCAAACUCCACCUCCCCCCCACCCCCACCCCACCUUGUGCCCAAAGCUCCUGGCCAAACUACAGCUUCAUCUGAGCCAAGUCCAAUUCCCUUUCUCCCAACCCAGUUCUGAGCCUUAUUUCAAUUGAUGCUAUGAUUUAGUGACUCAGGGACCACAUCUGUCAGUCAUCUCCUCCACCCUUACAGAGGCCUGCGGGACCCCCUGCCAGGCUCAUGUGCUCCUCUCCAAGUCUCAACUUCCCCUUCUUAGACAGACACACAUACCCCUCUUCCCACCUUCUCCCAUUCUAGUCUCCCCAUUGACUGGGGGAACACCAGGAAGCCAGGGAACUUCAUAAGACCCAACCAUCUUCCCACCCCAGCAGGCACAAAGAUAGAGAUUCUGAGGCUGCCUCAGUCUAGCAAACUCUGUUCUCUAACAGAGCCUGCUUUUAAUGUUUUAAAUUUUGUAAUCAAGAAAAGGGGGGAGGAUACAAAAUAAAUCUAUUUAAUGGACCAA
Molecule: messenger RNA, 2005 nt
Organism: Dromiciops gliroides (monito del monte)
Lineage: Eukaryota; Metazoa; Chordata; Mammalia; Microbiotheria; Microbiotheriidae
Gene: TOR2A
Product: torsin family 2 member A
Exons: 5
Coding region: 248-1213 (321 amino acids)
Cellular component (GO): endoplasmic reticulum lumen; nuclear envelope; endoplasmic reticulum
Molecular function (GO): ATP hydrolysis activity; ATP binding
Source: RefSeq, a predicted model, not a curated record